UUUUUAACUCUGUCAUAGGACCAGAACGAAGCGAAACUCUUAGCUCUUCAAACAUUUGGGUCCUUCUCAGUUUGUUUUGAAGCAUCUUUGAAAAUCUCUUUAUUCAAUGAUGCUGCUGUACAAAAUGAUUGCUAUUCUACUGUGUCUCGUCACCUCAAUGGCCUAUGCUUCAAUGGAGUCAUGCUCGGAACCUAUUCAGCCUGCAACUUUGAACACCAUCAAUCCUACAGCUUCUUACAACACGCUGAUGACAACAUUAGUAACGUCACCUUGCAAACCUCGAGGUACUCAAGGACCGCCUCGAACAGACAUGCUGAAAAGAAAGAUACCACGCUCCAGAGGUAGUAGAAUUCGAGUGGAUCCAUAUAUUCUGGUUGGCGUUGGGAUUGCAGUGGGUAUCGCCCUCGUUAUCAUCGCCAUUAUUUUCGUGUGGCGACGAAGACAGAACCGAUAUCAAAAUUUUGAUCGGAAUGCGACUCCAGGUGUAACUUUACAAGACACUAACAACAACAACAGCAACGACAACAACAGCAACCUUCAGCCUAACCCAGCUUUCUGAUGCUGGAAGACGAUUACCAUUACAGUGGAUCUCUAAUCAUUCACUUGCAUUAUCGCUAUUUUUGUUUACUUUUUGGCGCUGUUUUUCUUUGUCAAUUAAAAGUGCCAAAGUUAUCAAAUCUUCUGUACUUUCCUAAUGAUCUUAGUUAAUGUACAUUGUAGUCCAUUAAAUUGAAAUUUAUAAAAGUACCACUUUAUGGCCGUCAAGGUGAUAAACUAAUUAACUUCACCAAAACUGUUAGUGAAACAAAAGAACAACUUUUGAGGCUACCGACGUUAUGUAGUUGUUUG
Actinia tenebrosa (Australian red waratah sea anemone) is the source of this 849-nucleotide messenger RNA. RefSeq lists its product as uncharacterized. The record is from RefSeq and is a predicted model, not a curated record. Lineage: Eukaryota; Metazoa; Cnidaria; Anthozoa; Actiniaria; Actiniidae.